Molecule: messenger RNA, 1795 nt
Organism: Scleropages formosus (Asian bonytongue)
Lineage: Eukaryota; Metazoa; Chordata; Actinopteri; Osteoglossiformes; Osteoglossidae
Gene: fam47e
Product: family with sequence similarity 47 member E
Exons: 7
Coding region: 301-1593 (430 amino acids)
Biological process (GO): transcription initiation-coupled chromatin remodeling
Cellular component (GO): chromatin
Source: RefSeq, a predicted model, not a curated record
GUGUGUUCAGAAGCAGAACACCCGGAGUCCGGCUCAGCCCCUCCCUCGUUUUAGGCGUCCGGUUUCGUCCGGUUUUGUCCGAUUUGGUUCGUCGGAGUCGAACGGGUCAAAGACCAAAAAAAAAAAAAAAAAAAAAGAAAAAAAAAGAAAGAAAAACUACAAGUCCCGGCAGCCCGCGACGGCGGCUGGUAACCAAGCAACGAGGGCGCGCGAGGCACCGCGCGGAGCAGAGCGCCGAGUCGCGGGGUCGUUACACGGAGCGCGAGGAGUGUAGCUCGCGCUGCCCGGCACUGGAGCCACAUGGGACGCAAAGGGAGGAGCAGCGGCGCAACGGCGGGACUCGAGGGACUGCGGCCCUGCAGGUACCGGGAAAGGCUGCGCGCCAGACGGCCCGAGGGUCCCGAGGACAGCGAGCACCUGGUGACGGAUGGCCUCGGGGACGGGCGUCCCACCGGCGAGGGCGCGCAGAGCCCCCCCGCCGGCCUCCGGCAUUCGAGGGGCCGUCCUGGGAGGAGCCUCGCCGGGGAGCAGGACUACCUGUGCAGGCAGAACCGACAGCAGCAGGUGCGACUGAGACAUGUGGCGCAGCUCGAGAGCAGUCUGUGUCAGCAGGCGCUCACGCUGUACCCGCAUGUGAAGGACAGCAUGCCCCCAGAGCUCUUUGAAGAGGUGCUGUCCGCUCUCGACCCAGAGAUCCCCCCUGGCGGAGAGUCGUGGCGCAAGGAGCACCGCGGCGCCAGUAGCCGCAGCGAAGCGCGUGGGACGGAGAACCUGGACGACGACAGCGUGGCAGCCGGCGCCCAGCAAGUGCACUUUUGGUCGAUUUCCUCGUUUAGCUGCUUAGCGAACGUGACGAGACAAGUCGGUGCUCAUGGUCUCACACAGCUGUCCAUCACUGCGGCGUGUGGCCCGAGCCCUGUGUCCUCUGCCUGCUUGUCCAGCUCCAGCCGCAGCAGCUCCCUGCCAAGGAACCCAUACACCUGGUCUGAUGUCCAGGGGGACCAGGGCCCCCCCCCACAGCCCCUGCAGCCCACGUCCCUGGAUGAGGACAUCCAGAGGGUGACUGAGCAGCUGUGCACCUGGAUGGCCUCUCUGGGAGGAGAAAGCAGCCAGUUGAACGAAGCCGCCCUCCUGGACAUGUUUGUCUGCGCCUACGAGCACAAACCCUCGACCGCUUUGCCCGCCGAGGCGGCGGAGCCCGCUGGUGCUGGAGCGGAGCGAUCGGGCCGCUCAGCGGGACGCCUGGAGAGAUGCGUGAAGCAGGUCGUCGCGAGGGGCCCCGAGGGGCUCAAGCGGCCAGCAAAGUCCCGGGUUCGAUAUGGAGCCUGGUACCUCCGGCCUGAGACGUGGGGCAGGAGCAGCUCGGAGGGGUCCCCGAAGGAGCCUCUGACCCUCUGUGAGGACAGGAGGCCCGAGCGGCUGAGUCAGAGGGACGAGCAGCUGAAGCGGCUACACGGUGUCCACGCGUUCAGGCACUUCAUCCACGCCGGAGGACACAGGGAGCCACAGUUUCUCAGGUCUCUCUUCUCGGAGGAGGGGGCAGCGGACGGGACGAGCCGGAGCUCCACCGACAGCUGCACUUCCGCGCAUUGAGGGAGGGGGGCGCUGAACCGGGCGGGGGGGGGAGUCUCCGCUCCUGCUCUCCGGUUCACGGUGGUGGAAAGAGAGUAGAUGCGCAGUACUGGCGCCGUAUAUUAAUUGUGUUUAUUAAAAGAGACUGAGAACGUGUGUGUGUGUGUGUGUGUUUACACUUUGUGCUGUUCGUGCUCAAGACGAAAGAAAGGCUCGUGCCGUU